AUGGCUGGGGGAGCUCAUUUUGCUUUAAAGGGGAAGAAGCCCUCAGGGGCCCCCCAUAUAAAAGGCAGCCGUAGGGGCCCCUGGAGGCCCCUGGGGGCCCCUAAGGAAAGUCGGAGUGUUGAAAAGCCUGGUGCUGCAGCGCAGCAGAAGCAGCAGCAGCAGCAGCAGCAGAGGCACAACAAAGGGAAGAAGAGAGAGGAGCAGCACGACAUCAACAGCAGCAGCACCAGCAGCGGCAGCAGCAGCAGCGGGGAUGAGGAGGCCUUUCCUACCGAUUCGAAAGCAGCAGCAGGAGCAGCAGCAGCAGCAACAGCAGCAGGUCGAGGGAGAGCCGCAGCGGACAGCAGCGACAGCGACAGCAGCAGCAGCAGCAACGUCUCUUCUGCUGACAGCAGCGAGGAGCUGCGCUGCAGCAGCGACAGCGAUAUUGAGAGCGAAGACGCAGGCGUUUAUGAAGAGGGUGUAGCAGAGGGGCCCCCGGGGGCCCCCACAGACAAUUUAAAGGAGGCCCUAGGGGUUCAGCUGGGGAGUAAGGAUAAAGACUUCUUAGACUUCGUGUUAUCUGCUUCUGCUGCAGGAGAAGAUGAUGCAGCAAGCAGCAGCAGCAGCAGGAACGGCAGCAGCAGCGGCGAAGAGGCAGCCUCAGAAGAAGCAGACAGUGGAGACGAGACGGAGACAGAGCAGCAGCAGCAGCAGCAGCAGCAAAAAGAACAGCAGCAAACCAAAAGGCUACUCACUCAGGAGCGCUUCCUAAGCCUUUGUAAGGCUGUGGGGUUUGACCCUCUAGCAGCAGACAAGCAGGAGCAGCAGCAGCAGCAGCAGUUGGAGAGCCUUAGAGGGGCUAAGUUGCUGCUGGAGGCGCUGCACUCUGCAGUGCUGCAGCUGGCGCCGAAGCAGCAGCAAGCCACAGCAGCUGGAGCAGCAGCAGCAGCAGCAGCAGCUAGUGCAGGCGAGCGCAGCAAAUUCAAGCUCGCCAAGCGGUAUGGUGACGACGAGGAGGGUUUGCUGCUGCUGCAGCAGCGCAACAAGGCUGCCUUGCGGCAGCAGCAGCAGCAGCAGCAGCAGCAGCAGCGGCAGCAGCAGCAGCAGCGCAAGGGGGGCAUGUUUGUGCUGCCCGAUACAGACACUUGUGUCUUCAUAAUUUUAUGCGUAGUUAGAAAAGCAGAUUUGCUGUUCACAGGCCUCUCUUCUCGCGGCUCCAAGCCAGCAGCAGCAGCAGCAGCAGCAAACGCAGCAGCAGCAGCAGCAGCAGCUCAGGCGACCACCGGUCGCAUGCGUUUUCUGUUGAAGAGCUUUUGGGGGGACGUUACUCAUUUGCUGCUGACGUCGCGGCAAUCAGCAGCAGAUGCUGCUGCUGCUAGCAGCAAAAGCCUCGUGCUGCAGUUGCUGCUCGCCCUUAGCAGCAAACAGCUGCUGCAGUGGUUGCUGCCGCUCGAAGCAGCAACACGCCGCUUGCUGCAGAUUGUCUGCCGCUGCUGGGCCUUCUCUAAGCAGCCACAGCAGCAGCUUGCUGCCUUUGCAGUGCUGCGCAGUAUGUUGCUGCUGCAGCAGCAGCAGCAGCAACCAACCGCAGCAGCAACUCAUGGGGCUUCAAAGGGGCCUCGCGGCUCCAGCUCUUCAGCAGCAGCAGCAGCUGCUGCUGCUGCAGAGCUCAAGGAGCAGCAGCUGCUGCAGCAAGUGCUGCGAUCUUAUCAAAGAGCUGCUGCUCGUCUAGGGGCCCGCAGAACUUGGCGAGCAGCAAACCGCAUGCAGCUGCUGCUAAACGAAAUGAAAGAGCUGCUGACUUUUGCUGCUGCUGCUACUGCCUACAGACUCGCCUACCAAUCCAUCAGAGAGUUGGCUUUGACGGUGCGGAGUGCGGUUGCUGCUGGGGGUGCUGCUUCUGGAGGAGGAGGAGCAGCAGGAAGCAACAGCAGCAGCAGCAGCAGCAAGAAGAAGGAAGGGUCUCGGAGCAAGGCAGCAUACAAGAAGAAACAUCAGCAGCAGCAAGCGCAUGCAUUGCUUUGCUGCUGGUCCUUUGUACAGAGCUGCUGCCUCUGGGCUGAAGCCCUAAGCCUUCACUCUGGGCGUCUGAAGCCUCUGCUGCUGCCGCUAGUAUCUGUUGCUGCUGCUGCAGUGAAGCUGCAGCAGCAGCAGCUAUCACACGCUCCCUUCUGUCUUAACUUGCUGGCAGCUACAGCCAGAGCUGGCGCUGCAGCAGAUGCUCUCGUUCCUGUUGCUGCACCCCUACUCGCCGUGCUGCUGCUUCUGCUGCAGCAGCAUGCUGCUGUCUGCAGGCGCAGCAGCAGAAUAGCUGCUGCGCCUGCGGGACCAGCAGCAGCAGCAGCAACUGCAGCACAAUCUAAAAAGAGGAAGAGAGAAGCAGCAAAAACAAAUACGCCGACCUCAGAGCCACUGAGGCUGCAGCAAGCUGCUGCAGCACAUGCAGAGACAUGCCUCAAGAUAGAUCAGGCGCAGCAAAUGUCUAUCCACGUGCUGGAGUCUCUGUUAGACUUUGGUGUUUGCAUCUUUGCUGCUCACUUAGCGCAGCUUGCUGCGCACCCGGCGCUGCCGGAGUUGCUGCUGCCGAUUUUGGCCUCAGUGAAGCAAAUCACCAGAAAAAAUGCUGUAGGGCCCCUGGCUGCUGCUGCUGCUGCUGCUGCUGCUGCUGCUGCUGCUGCUGGUGUUGCUGGUGGUGGUGGUGCGGCUAUUGCUGCUGCUGCUGCUGCUGAUGUUGUCGCUGCUGCUGAUGGUGCUGCUACUGCUAUUGCUGCUGUUGCUGGAGUUGCUGAUGCUGCUGCUAUUGGUGCUGCUGCUGAUGCUGCUGAUGAUGAUGUGGCUGCUGCUGGUGUUGCUGCUGCUGAUGCUGCUGCUUCUGGUGUUGCUGCUGCUGCUGGGCAGUGUGUGCAUUGUGCUGUGUGUGGGUUAUAUGUGUUGCUGCUGCGUUUGCUGCAGCCCUUCGGUGCAACAAAGAAGCUGCAGCAGCUCUGUGCAGCAGCAGCAGCAAGCGGGGAGACAGUGAAGCGGCUGCGGCUGUCUCUAAAGGAUAUGCCCAUAGGACGGGUAGCAGUGCUGCCAGUGCAGCAGCACAGGCAGCAGCUGCCGCUGCUAGAUCUCUCGGAGAAAUUCUUAAAGGAAAGACAACGCGCAGCAGCUGACGGCAUUAAAGACGAAGCAGCAGCAGCAGAACACCGCAAAAAGAAAGCAAUCGAGGAGACGCUUACACCGAAGCAGCUGAAGAGAAGGAGACAGAAAGAGCAGAAGAGAGCUGCGCUGCAGCAGGAGCAGCAGGAGCAGCAGGAGAAGCAGCAGCGGCAGCAGCAGCAGCAUCAUUCUAACAGCCCCAACAAGAAGAGAAAAGAACAAGACAGCAAAAGAACUUCAGUGCAGCAAGACGCUGCUGCAGAGGAUGCUCUUGAGGAGUUUGAUAGCGAUUUCAGUGAAGUAUAA
This is a messenger RNA of Eimeria acervulina, 3429 nucleotides long. RefSeq lists its product as hypothetical. Gene Ontology annotation, biological process: centrosome cycle; spindle assembly. The coding region runs from base 1 to 3429 and encodes 1142 amino acids. The transcript has 6 exons. Gene Ontology annotation, cellular component: HAUS complex. NCBI's taxonomy places the organism in Eukaryota, Apicomplexa, Conoidasida, Eucoccidiorida, Eimeriidae. The record is from RefSeq and is a predicted model, not a curated record.